Molecule: messenger RNA, 1615 nt
Organism: Sander lucioperca (pikeperch)
Lineage: Eukaryota; Metazoa; Chordata; Actinopteri; Perciformes; Percidae
Gene: cyp20a1
Product: cytochrome P450 20A1
Exons: 13
Coding region: 216-1604 (462 amino acids)
Cellular component (GO): membrane
Molecular function (GO): heme binding; monooxygenase activity; iron ion binding
Source: RefSeq, a predicted model, not a curated record
AAUGGACCACAUCGUUGUUUGCCAACCGCCAUGAAAACCUCAGAGAAAAAGAAGCGAUCCAGACCGUGUUGUCGAGCACAGAACAAUCGUUCCUGCUCACUUUGUGUUGACGUGGUGGCCGUGGCUUGUUAUCAGUUCGGGUGGAUAUCUCCGCAUAUUCAUGAAGUUAACUUAGUAAACAAAAAAACAAAAAGGGCUAAUAAAAGCGAGAAGUCAUGCUGGACUUUGCCAUCUUUGCUGUCACGUUUGUCAUCAUUUUGGUCGGCGCUGUUCUCUAUUUGUACCCGUCAUCCAGAAGGGCCUCCGGUAUCCCAGGUCUCAACCCUACAGAUGAGAAGGAUGGGAACCUGCAGGACAUUGUGAACAAAGGCAGUCUUCAUGAGUUCCUGGUCAGCCUGCAUCAGCGGUUUGGGUCGGUGGCGUCGUUCUGGUUCGGCGGUCGGCCCGUGGUCAGCCUGGGCUCUGUGCACCAGCUACGGCAGCACAUCAACCCCAACCACACCACUGACUCCUUUGAGACGAUGCUGAAGUCGUUGCUAGGUUACCAGUCGGGAAUGGUUGGCGGGGCCGCCGAGACCAUGAUGAGGAAAAAGGUGUACGAAAGUGGCAUCAACAACACAUUGACGAACAACUUCCCGCUUGUGCUCAAGCUGUCUGAGGAGCUCGUAGGGAAGUGGAAGGCGUUCCCGGACUCCCAGCACACCCCUCUGUGUGCCCACCUGCUGGGUCUGGCCAUGAAGACGGUCACCCAGCUGGCUCUGGGCGAGAGCUUCCGAGAUGACGCCAAGGUCCUUUCCUUCUGCAAGAACCACGACGCGAUCUGGUCAGAAAUUGGGAAGGGCUACUUGGACGGCUCCCUGGAGAAGAGCUCCAGCAGGAAAGGACAUUACGAGAAGGCUCUGUCAGAGAUGGAGUCGGUGCUGUUGUCCGUGGCGAAGGAGAGGAAAGGCCAGAGGAAGCAGACGGCGUUCGUGGACACUCUGCUCCAGUCCAGCCUCACAGAGCGACAGAUCAUGGAGGACUGUAUGGUUUUCACUUUGGCCGGCUGCAUCAUCACUGCCAACUUGUGUGUCUGGGCACUUCACUUCCUGUCCACCUCUGAAGAAGUUCAGGACAAACUGUAUCAGGAGCUGGAGGAGGUUUUGGGUUCAGACCCAGUUUCCUUGGACAAGAUCCCUCAGCUCAGAUACUGCCAGCAGGUCCUCAACGAGACGGUGAGGACCGCCAAGCUGACCCCCAUCGCGGCUCGGCUUCAGGGAGUGGAGGGCAAAGUCGAUCAGCAUGUCAUCCCCAAAGAGACUUUGGUCAUCUACGCUUUGGGAGUGGUCCUGCAAGAUUCGGACACCUGGAGCACCCCAUACAGGUUUGACCCGGAUCGAUUUGAGGAGGAAUCUGCCAGGAAGAGUUUCUGUCUGCUCGGAUUCUCAGGGAAUCAGACAUGCCCGGAACUCAGGUUUGCCUACACCGUCGCUACUGUCCUGCUCAGCACGUUGGUUCGCCAGCUGAAGCUUCACCAGUUGAAGGGACAGGUCAUGGAAGUCCGAUCUGAGCUGGUGUCCACGCCUAAGGACGAAACCUGGAUUACCGUCAGCAGAAAAGACUAGAACUAUUCUUG